Cucurbitaria berberidis CBS 394.84 is the source of this 481-nucleotide messenger RNA. Its product is annotated as ubiquitin related modifier 1. The record is from RefSeq and is a predicted model, not a curated record. Gene Ontology annotation, cellular component: cytoplasm; nucleus. Gene Ontology annotation, molecular function: protein tag activity. Lineage: Eukaryota; Fungi; Ascomycota; Dothideomycetes; Pleosporales; Cucurbitariaceae. The transcript is spliced from 3 exons. Gene Ontology annotation, biological process: protein urmylation; tRNA thio-modification. Bases 1 to 324 code for a protein of 107 amino acids.
AUGCAGAACGAUGAGGCAGUCCCGAUAACAGUCGAGUUCAGUGGCGGGCUUGAGAUCCUCUUCUCAAAUCAGAAGAAGUAUUCCCUCUCACUGCCGAGCCAAGAUGAGUCUGGUGCGCCGGCAAACGUUGCGUUCCUCGUGCGACACCUUUGCGAGAAUGUCAUGAAAGAUCCGCGAAAGGAGUUAUUCAUAUUGGACGGGACAGUGCGACCUGGGAUCUUGGUUCUCAUCAAUGAAGCAGACUGGGAACUGGAGGGGGAAGAUCAAUACGAGGUGCAGAAGGGUGAUCACAUCAUGUUCGUUUCUACGCUUCACGGAGGGUAGGAGGCAUAAAUCUCCGAUAUUGAAGUUAUGAGCAGCAUCACCAGCAAAGGUUUCUGUCUUUCCGCGUGCGUGACAUAGACCUUGCUGUUAAUUCAAGAGUUCCCUGUUCUAAUGAGGUGGAAUAGCUUACGUAAGCGCGCGAGAAGCUUCGGACGAG